ACUGCCAAUGAAUUAAACACACUUAAAGCUCCACUCAUUUGUAUGUGUGCGUGUGUUUGUUUUCAGAGUGGAAGUGACAUCAACGCACGUCUGAAUCUCUCUGAUGCUGAAGUGGCGGAGAGUGAGAGGCGACAUAUGUUGUUCGGCCGUCCACGGGUUCUGCAGUCUGACGCUGAAUACUGUGUGCUUCAUCAGCAUGGAUUCAUCACGGCCUACAGCACACGCACACACACGCCAGUCUGGAGCUCCUUCACUUUGGACAAAACCACUGAAAGUUCUCCGGUCAUCUCAGAUUGCCUCCGGGCAGACGUCAGGAUUCCGGCAAAUGAGAGUGCGACAUGUGACCAGUACAACAACGCUGGCAACAUCACACAUGCCUUGCUGUUCCCACCCAAUCUGAACCACACAUCUGAAGAUCAGUUUGAUGCUCUGACACUUGGAAAUGUGGUGCCCGUCUACCCACAGUUCAAAAGACUCUGGCAGUAUUUUCAGGAGGUUCUGCUGAUCAAAUACGCAUCUCAGUAUAACGGUAUUAAUGUGGUCACCGGCCCAGUGUACGACUACAACUUUGAUGGACACUUUGAUUCUCCAGAGCAGAUCCAUGAGUUCGUUGCAGGUUCGCCUAUUCCCGUUCCCACUCAUUAUUUCGCGGUCCUGACGAGCUGUCAGAACGACACGCAGACAGUGAGUGAAUGUUCUGGUGAACUUCAGACGGUUUCCUUCCUGCUGCCGCACAGGAGCGACAACAUGGAGAGCUGUGCUGACGGCCAGCCGGAGUCCCAGUGGGCGGAGCCUCUCCUGUGGAUGCACCAAUCACGCGUCAGAGAUGUGGAGUGGAUCACCGGGUUGGACUUUUUCCAGGACAGCAAGCGUCCAGUCGCUGAGCUCCUGCGCCUGAAGACCCGCCCCACCGCCGCCAUUCAUCCCAAAGCCUGAGUCUGUACGUCGCUCUUAUGUGUGUUGAUUUUGUUCAUGUAUUUAUUUGACCCUCGUAAUGCAGAUCAAUUCUGACCUAGAAGAGAUGCAAAAAAAUUCCUAAAAAAAAUGUUAGUAAAAACAAAGCUUUGCAAAUGCUUUAGCGCCCUCAAAAUACACUUUUCAGAUUUUUUACAAUUAUUUUUUUCAGAGAUAUAACGUGUUUCAUGUUCAGGUCAUUUUGACCCUCAUAUGUAUGGAGUUCCAUUAAGUGUUAAAAUACUUUCUGUAAAAUGUACCUGUGAGGUUUUAUUAGUGUCAAAAAACAUUUGUAAAAUAUAUUUAGGCUUUUCCCCAUAUCUCACACACUUCUGGACUGAAUUGUGUUGAUGAACAUGAAUAUGUGUGUCUACUGACAAACCAUUAGAGCAGGAAAAAUUGAUCUGAAAGUAAAAAUUCAUGCAAGUAAAAUUAAUUUAUUUUGUUUGAAAACUAAUUUUUAUUUUAUUAGAAAUAAAUAUGUAGGCUACAAAAAUGUGGAGUGUUUUGAGCAAUUGUGGGUUAUAAAUUUCAAAGAAAUUUAAUUUAAUUCCACUCGUUCCAAUGAGGAUUAAUAAAUUAAUGAUUAAUUUAUACAUUUUAGAAAUUUCACACAGUGUUAUAUAUUACAGUAUCUCAUCAGUAUUUAAAAAAAUUUGGAUAUUUUGCAUCAUACUUUGUUUGGUGUAGUUCAUGUGUAAUUUUAAAUGAAUUAUUAAAAAGAGAUAGAUGCAGUAAUAACAUGGUAAUAUUCCAAGCUUUGCAACUGCAGUGCAAUAUGGUUUUAGUUGGAAAAUAGCAAGCUUUGACUUAUUUUGUAUAAAAUAAUGAUUCUCAGGGUUCAGACGAAUAGUGUGCAGAUUCUGACUGCAUUGUUCGAGCAUCUGUGCUGUAAUAACUGGAUUUUAAUGAUGUCCCUCCUCUCACUGUGAAUGAAUCUUCAUUGAACUUAUUCUGAUUCACUGCAGUUUCUGAGUAUGACGUGUUUCAUAUGAAAAUGUGUCAUAACUCCUAAGGCAUUAAAAUGACUUCUGCACACA
Messenger RNA from Labeo rohita (rohu), 1994 nucleotides. RefSeq names its product ectonucleotide pyrophosphatase/phosphodiesterase family member 3. NCBI's taxonomy places the organism in Eukaryota, Metazoa, Chordata, Actinopteri, Cypriniformes, Cyprinidae. The coding region runs from base 43 to 936 and encodes 297 amino acids. Gene Ontology annotation, molecular function: nucleoside triphosphate diphosphatase activity; metal ion binding; nucleic acid binding. The record is from RefSeq and is a predicted model, not a curated record. The transcript has 7 exons. Gene Ontology annotation, biological process: nucleoside triphosphate catabolic process.